Molecule: messenger RNA, 1383 nt
Organism: Mya arenaria
Lineage: Eukaryota; Metazoa; Mollusca; Bivalvia; Myida; Myidae
Exons: 3
Coding region: 1-1383 (460 amino acids)
Source: RefSeq, a predicted model, not a curated record
AUGGAUUGUGAUUCAGAAUGGCAGAAGAUGAUGUCACUGAGACUUUCUAGUGUGUUAGAUGACAUUGGAGUGACACAAACCAUGAUCAGAAAAACGAGAAGAACUUUCAUGACAAUAGAAAAAAUGUUUACUAUUAAUGCCCGCUUGAUAAAAAACAGUUUAGAACUGUCCUAUGUAGGAAGUAAAAUUGAAGGGACAACAACUAUUGGAUUGGAUUCAGAUAGAGAUGCGAAUAUAAAAUUUCCUACCUACAUUGUGAUUGAAAGUAUGAGUGAGUUUUGUCCAGGAAGGAUAAAUCUUUUAAUGAUUAAAAAUGAGAACACUGCUUCACAAUUCUGUUGUUUACAAAGGGUAGGAAUAGAUGUUGCUGCGCCUGCUGAGGUCCAAUUAACCUCUACCGAUGUAAAAGACCAAUACGGCAGAGUUCUAAUGACUCAUGCAGAAAUAGACGAACCAAUGAAAAAAGCUUUUAAAAAAGUGAUUACGCAUGGACCUUCAAGAAGUAUGGUGGACGAUAUCGACUUGGUUUUCAAAUUUCCAUGUUUAAAGUUACCCGAUGAAUGUAAAUAUGUGUCACGACGGCCUCGGCCUGGUCACUGGCCGCUUCCAGAAACCAUUCAAAAGAUCGGAAACUGUGAAUCAUGUGUAAUUCCACAGGGCUCACAUUAUAGUGCAAAUCCCAAGAUUGAAUGGUGUUUUUCAACUUCACAGAUGGAAAGAAUUUUGAUGUUCGAUUUAAAUCUUGUACAAAUCAAAGUGUAUGUUACCCUCAAAAUUCUAAAAAAGUCUUUUAUUCAACCGUUAUUAGGUGAUCGGCUUACCUCUUACCACAUGAAAACUGCUGUUCUUUUUACUGUUGAAAACUAUAACUCUGAAGUCUGGACUGACAGAAACAUUGUCGCAUGUGUUAUUUUGUGUUUCAAGACUCUCCUAAGAUGGGCAAGGCAAUAUUACAUGCCUCAUUAUUUUAUUUCAGAUGGCGCCGCUAACAGUGCAAAUCCCAAGAUAGAAUGGCGUCUUUCUACUUCACAGAUGCAAAGAAUUUUGAUGUUCGAUUUAAAUCCACUACAAAUCAAAGUGUACGUACUCCUCAAAAUUCUAAUAAAGUCUUUUAUUGAACCAUUAUUAGGUGAUCGGCUUAGCUCUUUCCACUUAAAAACUGCUGUUCUGUUUACUGUUGAAAACUACAACUUAGAUGUCUGGACUGACAUAAACAUUGUCAUACAGAUGAACGACUAUAAUCAGAAGCAGGUAGCUCUACAAAAUCUCGCUUUGUAUGUGAUGUCCAAUGACACAGAUGGGGGGCACCACGAAACUGCAGUCAACAUGCUAGGCCACUGCUAUGAGAUGGAGAAUAAACCAGUUAUGGCCAUGCAUGUAUAA